This is a messenger RNA of Colletotrichum spaethianum, 1053 nucleotides long. RefSeq lists its product as uncharacterized. Bases 1 to 1053 code for a protein of 350 amino acids. Lineage: Eukaryota; Fungi; Ascomycota; Sordariomycetes; Glomerellales; Glomerellaceae. The record is from RefSeq and is a predicted model, not a curated record. The transcript has a single exon.
AUGCCCGCUGUCAGUCAUCCUGAGCUGGGCUUGGACGAGCCGCCCUCAGCUGCUCGCUCUCACCACCACUUCUCCUUCUCUCAUCUUUGCGCAGGGCUCACCUUGCUUACCGUUCUGAUCAUCUUCCGUCUGGUAGCAUGUCGUGCUCUCUCUUCUGCGACAAGCAAGAAGGACAAGGUCGUUCAGCAACACAGACCAGUUGUUGACGAUAUUAGCCAUCUGAUCAACCAGCAGCGGCUUCGUCACCUCUUUAUCCAGGACGGGGGCUGGGUAAUGGAGGAAAAAUCACGUGGAGUCAGCGGUAGCAACCAGGCUGUCGGGGUUGGAUCAGUCGGGAAACCAGGUCCGCAGGUGAAUUUCACGGCUGACGUUGAGAAGGAAUCGGGAGAGGCCAAGGCAAAAAGAAGCGGCAAUGAUGCGCCGUCGCGUGGUGGUAUGUUUGGACCAGGAUACCCUUCAGACUUGACUUCCGCCGGGUUCAUGUUGUCGAGGCCUCCGCCUCCGCCUCCCCUGACGCCUCCUGAACUGUCGCCGUCCGUUUUUAUGUACGACGAGCGCAGGAGAAGCUUCACCAGUGGCGUGUCAGAGCUAGACGCGUCCUUUUUUGAACAGCCUAACCCCGAUUACAUGUCAUUCACGUCGACAGAAGCCUCAACGACUACACAGAGCACACGUACCACGCGGUCGUCUCCAACGCCCCGGAGAAGGUCGUAUACCAAGACACUGCCCAUCGGAGUGCCAGUUUCUGCAACGGGUCCCAUACUUGAAGAGGCCGAGUUGACCUUUUCUCCGUCGUCAUAUCCGCCUACUUCCCCGCUGCUGCCGGGUCCUCCUCCCAUCCACGGCGAGGUCCGCUACGACGAGGCGACGAAUCGGGAGAUCCUAGUGCAAGGCGAGAUCAUCUCUCUUCUCGAUGAUGCUGGGGCAGGAUGGAAACGUCACACGAGGGUGUACGGAGGCGGCGUCUGCCUCGCCUGCGCAGCAUCCGGCGACGAUGGUCACCACGGCGGUUUCUACGGGGAGAAUGUCUUGCCAGAGGAGAAGCGGUACUGA